Molecule: messenger RNA, 582 nt
Organism: Trematosphaeria pertusa
Lineage: Eukaryota; Fungi; Ascomycota; Dothideomycetes; Pleosporales; Trematosphaeriaceae
Product: acyl-CoA N-acyltransferase
Exons: 2
Coding region: 1-582 (193 amino acids)
Molecular function (GO): acyltransferase activity, transferring groups other than amino-acyl groups
Source: RefSeq, a predicted model, not a curated record
AUGAUAUCAACUGCGAGCACGCUUCGCCUGCUGCCGUGUGCAGAAGAGCACAUUCCCCGCAUUCGAGCAAUCCUCGAGCACUAUGUCCUCAACACCGUCAUCACCUUUUCGCUUGUCCCGCCUACCGAGGAAGACGUGUUCCAAAACUGGAAGGCGGUGCUCGACCAGCGUCUGCCAUUCAUCGUCGCCGUGGGUGAUGAAGACCAAGUCCUUGGCUUUACCUACGCGACCGGGUUCAGGAGUGCGCGCAAGGGCUAUCGCCAUACCGUCGAGCUCUCGCUGUUCUGCCACCCAGACCACACAGCCAAAGGCAUCGGCCGCCGCCUUCUGACCACAUUGAUUGAUGUUCUACGGAGCCCAGAGAAGUUCCCCGAGUACGUCGAUAAGCCCCGGAGCGAUGACGACAAGGUCAGAAUGGUGCUGGCAUGCAUGGCCGUUGACGAGUCGGGCUGGGAGAACGGCCUAGGACUGAGAGACUUCUACGUGAGCCAUGGGUUCGAAGAGGUCGGCCAUCUGAAGAGGGUCGGCCACAAGUUCGAUACAUGGAUUGAUACUCGCUAUCUGCAGCUUUGUCUCUGGUAG